Thrips palmi is the source of this 2157-nucleotide messenger RNA. RefSeq names its product pre-mRNA-processing factor 19 (gene Prp19). Gene Ontology annotation, molecular function: protein binding; ubiquitin protein ligase activity. Gene Ontology annotation, cellular component: U2-type catalytic step 1 spliceosome; cytoplasm; Prp19 complex. Bases 175 to 1689 code for a protein of 504 amino acids. Gene Ontology annotation, biological process: mRNA splicing, via spliceosome; protein ubiquitination; DNA repair. The record is from RefSeq and is a predicted model, not a curated record. The transcript is spliced from 9 exons. NCBI's taxonomy places the organism in Eukaryota, Metazoa, Arthropoda, Insecta, Thysanoptera, Thripidae.
GAGGGACAGCGAUAGGUCAUUUCGCACGUGGUGGAGUCCCAGGGUGUUUGGAAAAGCGUGUGUGGUGCGGUGCCGGCGUCGCGCUCGUCAAAGUUUUCUCUUCGUCUGGGUCGUCGGAGAGGGCUUUUUACAACGCCCCGAGCGUGCCGCCAGUUUUGACAGCAAAGCCUCAAAAUGUCACUCUGUUGCGCCAUUUCCAAUGAGGUGCCAGAGCAUCCAGUGGUUUCUCCUGUCUCGGGAUCCAUCUUUGAGAAGAGACUUAUCGAAAAAUACCUUAUUGAAAAUGGCGUCGAUCCCAUCAAUAAUAAGGAGCUAUCAGCAGAAAUGUUGAUUGACAUCAAGUCUCCAGCGGUUGUAAAGCCUAAGCCCCCCUCCGCAACUAGCAUCCCUGCCAUCCUAAAGACCCUUCAGGACGAGUGGGACGCCGUGAUGCUGCACAGUUUCACGCAGAGACAGCAACUCCAAACGGCCAGGCAGGAACUGAGUCACGCCCUUUACCAACACGAUGCUGCCUGCCGAGUUAUUGCUCGUCUGCAGAAGGAAGUCAUGGCUGCUCGUGAGGCCCUGGCAACCCUCAAACCUCAAGCUGGUGCCAUGGCUGCCCCAGCUGGAGUGCCGCAGCCGGCUGUUGCUGCCGAGGCUACUGGUGUGGCUAUUCAGCCGGCCGAACAAGCUGGUAUGACUGCAGAAGUUAUCCAGAAACUCCAAGAGAAGGCCACUGUUUUGACUCAAGAGCGUAAGAAGAGGGGUCGCACAGUACCGGAAGACCUUAUUGGUGUUGAUGCCAUUCGAGGAUUUCAUACUAUUUCUUCUCAUCCCGGUCUACACAGUGCGAGUGUUCCUGGUAUCCUCUCUUUGGAUGUACAUAGCUCUGACACAAGCAAGAUCCUCACUGGAGGAAACGAUCGUAAUGCCACUGUCUUCAACAAAGAUACAGAACAAGUGGUUGCUAUUUUGAAGGGUCACACCAAGAAAGUCACACGUGUCAUAUAUCAUCCGGAUGAGGAUGUGGUUAUCACAGCAUCCCCUGACACUACCAUCCGAGUAUGGAAUGUUCCCGUAUCUCAAACAACUCAGCUCCUUCGUGUUCAUGAUGGCCCUGUCACAGGAUUGUCCCUUCACCCAACUGGAGACUUUGUGCUGUCUACUUCUACUGACCAGCACUGGGCCUUCUCAGAUAUUCGCUCAGGAAGGCUUCUCACUAAGGUCAUUGAUCAAGCCUCCACUGGUCUUACAACAGCUCAGUUCCACCCUGAUGGUUUAAUCUUUGGUACUGGUACUGCAGACUCUCAAGUUAAGAUUUGGGACCUGAAGGAGCAAUCCAACGUUGCUAACUUUGCUGGUCAUUCUGGUCCUAUCACUGCCAUUUCUUUCUCUGAGAAUGGUUAUUACCUUGCAACAGCCGCCGAUGAUGCAUGUGUUAAGUUAUGGGAUCUACGAAAAUUGAAGAACUUUAAGACCUUACAACUUGACAAUAACUUUGAAAUCAAAGAUUUGUGCUUUGAUCAAAGUGGUACAUACCUUGCUCUUGCUGGUACAGAUGUUAGGGUCUACUUGUGCAAACAGUGGCAAGAACUUAAAGUAUUCAAUGAUCACACUGCCAUGGCUACAGGUGUUCGAUUUGGCCGCAAUGCUCAAUACCUUGCUUCAACAAGUAUGGACAGAACACUCAAGAUUUAUGCUCCUUAAUAGCCUUUAUCACUUUUUUUUGUAUCUUUUAGCGUGUGUAAAUAUUCUUAAAAAUUAUUUGUGGAACAUAACACUUCAGUGUAAUCAAGCAUUUACUCAGUCAUGAGGAGUUAGGUGUGAUUUAGAAUUCAUGAAUUAAAUAUCUGACGGCAUAUGUUGAUGCGUAGCUGUGCAUCUUGUAGCUUAUAUCGUGUUUCCCCACCACUUUUGUCUAAAUAUUGACUAGGCCAAGUAAGAUUGCCAGUUUAAUUUCUGUUUCCAUAUUUUGUUCAUCAAAAUAGCUUUUCAAUCUUUUAAUCAAUUGACUUGCAUGAAAUGAAAGUACAGAGAGAUUUUUUUUUCAAUGUAUUACUUUGUUUGCAUCUAAGCCAAAAGAAAUCAAGGAAAUUUGUCACUUGCAGAGAGAGCCUGUGGCAUAAUGUAAUGAUUUUUCUUUCAUUGCAAGUAAAAUGAAGUUUCAGGAGAGGA